Molecule: messenger RNA, 591 nt
Organism: Nycticebus coucang (slow loris)
Lineage: Eukaryota; Metazoa; Chordata; Mammalia; Primates; Lorisidae
Product: ret finger protein-like 1
Exons: 3
Coding region: 2-373 (123 amino acids)
Source: RefSeq, a predicted model, not a curated record
GAUGCAGAAAUUCCAAGUGGAUGUGACCUUGGAUAUUGACACAGCCAACAAGUUCCUCCUCAUUUCUGAUGAUCUCAGGAGUGUCCGCUGUGUGUGCAUCACACAGAGUCGACAGGACCUUGCUGAGAGAUUGCAGUUGCCACUUUGUGUCCUGGGUACCCCUCACUUCACUUCUGGCUGCCAUUACUGGCAGGUGGAUGUGGGAAUGAGCACACAAUGGGACCUGGGAGUUUGUAAAGAAUCUGUUCAACUGGAAAGGAAAGAUCCAACUGACUACAGAUCUUGGAUUCCGGACUGUGAGUCUGAAGGCUGGAGGCUACUCAUUUGCCAACACAAUGCCUCAGACUGCCCUCUGCUCAGAUACCAAGAUUGAUUACAUAGGAUUCAUACUUCUCCAUUCCUGUGAUGCUUCACUAAGAAUGAUGUGUUCCACCUCCAUCCAGGUUAGUACAAAUGCUGCAAAAUCUCCACUUUUUAUGGCUGAAUAAUAUUCCAUGGUAUACAUAUUCCUUACCGAUCCAUUCCUGGGUUGAAGGAUACUUAGGUUGUUUCCACAUUUUGGCAAUUGUAAAUUGGGCUGCGAUAAACAGC